CAUGCGCGAGCUGUGAAGAAAGAAAAGCCUUGGGCGGCGCCAUUUUGCCGGGGCUUUUUCUGAGGGGAGAUUUCUAGAGGCGGCGGAGGAGCAACAGCAGCGGCAGCAGCGGCGGCGGAGAGCGCGUCGUGCUGCUCCCGAGGGUCGGACAAGUGAAGGGGGAGAGAACCACCACCGCCACCAUCUUGGCGUUCAGGGCAUCCGACGGGGCCGGCCGGGCGAGGCCUGAACGGAGCCUCCCGUCGCAGCCGCCGGCAGAGUCGCCAAACAAGCCGGGCGAGCCUCGACCCCGACGGUUCUGGGCACCGGAGAUGGCCGCGCAGUCAGCGCCGAAAGUCGUGCUUAAGAGCACCAGCAAGAUGUCUCUUAACGAGCGCUUUACUAAUAUGCUGAAGAACAAACAGCCGAUCCCGGUGAAUAUUCGCGCCACAAUGCAGCAGCAGCAAUUAGCCAGUGCCCGAAACCGGAGGCUGGCCCAGCAGAUGGAAAACAGGCCUUCCGUCCAGGCUGCCUUGAAACUCAAGCAGAAGAGCCUGAAACAACGACUGGGCAAAAGUAACAUCCAGGCACGUUUAGGCCGGCCGGCGGGAGCCCUGGCUCGUGGGGCCUUAGGAGGACGGGGGCUGCCGAUGGGGCAGAGAGGAUUUCCCCGGGGCGCCAUGCGCGGGGGACGCGGAGCGCGGGGGCUGCUGCGCGGAGGAAUCCCCCUGCGAGGACAUAGUUUGCUUCGGGGAGGCCGGGGGCUCGGUCCCCGGAUGGGGCUGAGGAGAGGAGGCAUGAGAGGCCGGGCAGGGCCCGGCAGGGGCGGCCUUGGCCGAGGAGCCAUGGGACGGGGCGGCCUUGGCCGAGGUCGCGGCAUGGCCGGUCGGGCCAGGGGCGGCUUCGGGGGCCGCGGAAGAGGCCGAGGUCGAGGCAGAGGCGCCACACGCCCGGCGCUGACCAAGGAGCAGUUGGACAACCAGCUGGACGCUUACAUGUCGAAAACGAAAGGACACCUGGACGCUGAGCUGGAUGCUUACAUGGCUCAGACAGACCCGGAAACCAACGAUUGAGACUGGGGAAGGAAAAGGGGGGGGGUGUUAAUGCUUGUUGGGGCGGGGUUGUCGAUUGCUCCUCCCCCUCACGGGCGACCACGGAUGCCACCAGCUCCUCCUCCUGCCCGGGGGGGGGGGGGGGCUGCGCUGCGAGGCAGAAACGUAGAAAGCCAGGAGCUUUUCUCUUUGAAAUGUUUCCUUCCCUUUUUUACGUUUCGACGCUCCCCGUUGUGUGAUCGCAUAUUGGGGGGGGGUGGGGGGGUGGAAGACCCCUUUCUAACGGCCUCUAAACAGGGGUGUCUGAACAGCUGUUGCUCCCCCUUUUCAUUAGCAAAGCAGCAUCCCCCCCAAUCUUCGCCCUGCAGUGGAGCAACAUCGCAUGUCUUCCCCCUCUUUCUCUCCCCAAACAACUUGCCCUCGGGUGGGGGGAGGAAGGGGGCUGAAUCCCAGACCCCCCCACACACACUUUCCCAUGUCCCAACGGGCCGUGCUGUGACUCCCAGGGUGGCAGGACCCUUCUCCACCCCCCCGAGGAGAAAAAUAACUAAAAAUUAGGCCCCAAAUUUGAUUUUUCUAAACCCCAAACGAUCCCAGAAGGAAGCCCGAGAGGCGUUUUAUUUUAUUUGGGUUGUUUUUAAUGGCGACAAAACUAAUGUGGGUUUUUUUUUUCGAGGGGGGGGGGCUUGGUGGGUUCGGGUUGCCAAGGAGAUGGUUGCUCUUCCUCUCUCUCCCUCACCCCCCCACCCCACCCCACCCCACCCUCGCUCUCUGCAGUUUUGUGUUCCGAACGGCCUCUUGUAAAACAUCCCGAUUUUCUGUAAGGAAACAAUUCAUUGCAGGGGAAAUGAAAACUUGGACUGUG
Messenger RNA from Pantherophis guttatus, 1896 nucleotides. RefSeq names its product chromatin target of PRMT1 (gene CHTOP). NCBI's taxonomy places the organism in Eukaryota, Metazoa, Chordata, Lepidosauria, Squamata, Colubridae. The record is from RefSeq and is a predicted model, not a curated record.